AUGGCUUCCCUACACCCGGCGCCCAACAUGGCGCCAGGCAAUGCCCCAUCCUUGCCGCCGAACUUGACACAGCAAAAUGUUCAAGAGAUUCUGCAGAAAUACAAGCAGAUGCAGGAGCAAGGUGUCCGCGCCGAUGACCCAGAGUUCCAAAGGGCCCACCAGCUUCUUUCUAUGAUUCAACGACAGCAGGCUUUCGCAAAGCAACAGCGCAUGGCUCAACAGCAGGUGCAACAACAGCGCCCUCAGCAGACAAAUGGCGGCGCUGCCCCCGAGGCCGUCGCUACCAAUGGUGCCCAUGCUCGCACCGCUUCGGCUUCAUCAGCGAACACCCCCAAUGCCUCUGCAGCCUCCGCCCAGAACUCGAAGAACGCCCCAGUACCCGGUGGAAACUUCUCACCAGAGCAACUGGCUACACUGCGAAACCAAAUUCUGGCUUUCAAGAUGCUGUCCAAGAACCUCGCCAUUCCCCCACGUGUCCAAGAACAGUUGUUCCAGAAGAAGGCUCAAACGCCUACUCCCACCGAGACAGUUUCCACGGCCAAAAAAGUCAUCGAAUCUGCCAGUGAAGGCCCUGGAAGCACAGCACCAGAAAAUGUUGAAUCAGAAGUUCUCACUCGGGAAUGGUACGAUAACUUCCAGUCGCCAUAUGACUCGCUAGCUAGCACCAUUAGCUAUACAGACCACGCCAAGCGCGCCAGCCGUGUCCGCAUCCCAGCGCUCUUGCCUCCCGGCAUUGAUCUGGAGCAAAUUCGCGAGGAUCGUGAAAUCGCAGUGUACAACAAAAUUGCAGCUCGUAAAGCGGAGCUUGCUCAACUCCCCGCUAAUCUUGGAGUGUGGGACACAAGCAAGAGCGACACACCCACAUAUGAUGACUCGCUCAAGCUGAAGGCCUUGAUUGAGUGGAAAUCCUUGAACUUGUUAGCCAAGCAGCGCCAGUAUCGCAAGCAACACCAGGGCGAGAUGUUCCACUACAGUAACCUCGGCAUGACUGCCAACCGAUCAAGCCACCGACGCAUGAAGAAGCAAUCUCUGCGUGAGGCUCGCAUCACCGAGAAGCUUGAGAAGCAACAGCGUGACGCUCGCGAGUCUCGGGAGAAGAAGAAGCAGUUCGACCAGAUCCAAGCCAUCCUCAACCACAGUGUGGAGCUUGCCAACGCCGCUGGCCAGCAACGCGCCCGCUCCCAGAAGCUGGGUCGCAUGAUGAUUUCUCACCACCAACACAUGGAACGUGAAGAGCAAAGACGUGUGGAGCGUACCGCCAAGCAGCGUCUCCAGGCUUUGAAGGCCAACGACGAGGAGACAUACCUGAAGCUCCUCGGACAGGCCAAGGAUUCUCGUAUCUCUCAUCUGCUCAAGCAGACCGAUAACUUCCUGAAGCAGCUUGCUGCCUCCGUCAAGGAACAGCAGCGUAGCUUGGCAAACCGCUAUGGCGAUGAUCUUGGACCCGAUGAGGAGUCUGACCAGGAACUUGCUGACAGCGAGAACGAGGACGAUGAUACGACCGCCAGCGGCAAGAAGAAGGUCGACUACUACGCCGUCGCUCACCGUAUCCAGGAGGAAGUUACUACACAACCCACCAUGCUUAAGGGAGGUACUCUCAAGGAGUACCAGAUCAAGGGUCUCCAAUGGAUGAUUUCUUUGUAUAACAACAACCUCAACGGUAUUUUGGCCGACGAGAUGGGUCUCGGAAAGACCAUUCAGACGAUCAGUUUGAUCACUCAUAUCAUCGAGAAGAAGAAGAACAACGGACCUUUCUUGGUCAUUGUUCCCCUGUCAACACUCACCAAUUGGAACAAUGAGUUCGAAAAGUGGGCACCUGACGUGGGCAAGGUCGUCUACAAGGGCCCGCCCAACGCUCGUAAACAGCAACAACAGCAGAUUCGAUGGGGUCAGACCGUCCCAUUCUGA
This is a messenger RNA of Penicillium olsonii, 1908 nucleotides long. NCBI's taxonomy places the organism in Eukaryota, Fungi, Ascomycota, Eurotiomycetes, Eurotiales, Aspergillaceae. The record is from the annotation of a GenBank genome assembly.